This is a messenger RNA of Theobroma cacao (cacao), 1686 nucleotides long. NCBI's taxonomy places the organism in Eukaryota, Viridiplantae, Streptophyta, Magnoliopsida, Malvales, Malvaceae. The record is from RefSeq and is a predicted model, not a curated record.
UUCAAAACGUUGUAUUAUUAAGAGGAAUGUCGAUUACCAUUUUAUCCUUGCUUUGCUGCUCUAUAUUUUCCUGGUUUGAGUUCUCACCUCCCCAUUUCCCAGUUUCGCUCGCUUGAGCUUUUUCUUUACACAUCCAAUUACCCAUUUGGCCAUUUUUCUUUCUAUCUCAAUUCUCAAUUCUGAAUUUGGGGAACUGAGUAAACGCCAAUCUAUUUUGGAUGUUGGCUGCACCUACUGAAACAUUAGCUGUUUCCCCUACACAUUUUGGGCAGCUCGUAAUUUUCGAUUUCUAACGCUUUUUCUAGUCAUAAUUGAAACUCUCUCCUAGUACCAACACAAGAGCAAUGGAGCAAAUUGCUUCUCCUUGUAGGACAUAUUCAAUCUCGGAGAGCUAUGGAAACUUACUUGUCUAAUCCCAUUGACUCGAUGAGUCUAGGCUUGUUGGUCAUAGCACACUGUUGCCAUUGCUUCUUUUCACAGUAGAGGUUUGUGAUGGCUAGCACCUCUGGUCAGGGACUUAACUCAAGCAGAAAUUAUAGACAAUGGCUGGCUGAAACAUUUGAUGGCCAUGAAACGCUGGAUGAUGAGUUGUCAGAUAGUAAUGUGGAUGGAAAUGGUAAUUUGAUUAACCCAUUGGAUCAAAAUUUUCCUAUGACUUUGGAAGCUGGAGAACCAUACACGGGCAUGGAGUUUGAGUCAGCAGAGGCUGCUAGGGAGUUUUAUGAGAUGUAUGGCCGGCGUAUGGGCUUCACCAUACGGAAUAAUCGCACACGUCGAUCUCUUAAGGAUAACUCAAUAAUUGGCCGAGAGUUUGUUUGCUCAAAAGAAGGUUUUCGUGCAGAAAAAUAUACAAAGAGAGAAUACAGAGUGUGCCCAUCACGGCCUGCCACAAGAGAGGGAUGUAAUGCAAUGCUGAGGAUAGCAGCAAAGGAUGGGGGAAAGUGGGUUAUUUAUGGUUUUAUUAAAGAACACAAUCAUGAACUGAACCCAAGCAAAAUACCACCUCGAAGGUCACAUAGGAUUGCAUUUUGUGAGGAUGAAAAAGAUCUUAAAAUUCGGGAACUGUCCACAGAGCUGCAUCGUGAGAAAAAGAAAUCAGCCGCUUAUCUAGAGCAGCUUCAGAUGGUUCUAAAAUAUGUUGAAGAACACACUCAGCGGCUAUCAUUAAAAGUUGAUGUGGUAUCCGGCAAUCUGAGGGAACUUGAAUCCGUAGACCGCAUUUUCUGACUAUGUUGAUUCUUGGACCAUGGAAGUUGUUGCAGAAGAGACCAAAUUGUGUGACUGAAUGCUCUUCAGGGAGAUGAUGGCAAUGCAUCUCUGAUAAAAAUAACGGCCUCCAUCUCGCUUUUAUUGAGUCAGAUGUUGAUCUUUCCCCAAAGAAAAUCUGCCGUUGAUGGCUGUUAAUCUGUUCCCUUCAUUUUCCAAGUUUCUUAAUGGCUGCCAAUCUGCUCAUUAUCUGUGUUCUUCGUAUAUGUAAGAAUAUUCAUGUUAAUACAAAAUUUACGUUUUCCAUUGCUUAUCUAUUCCUUGCUUCAGAAGAAGCAACCUACUGCAUUAUGUCACCAACAUGGAACCUCUGAUCAGAUUACCGGCAUGCAUUAUUAGCUCGUCAAGCAGACUAUGAGGAUAUGUUGAGCCGCAACUUUCUUGCGAAUUAGUUGAACGACGGAGCUGGACUUAAUUCCA